This is a messenger RNA of Oncorhynchus tshawytscha (Chinook salmon), 3841 nucleotides long. Its product is annotated as integrin alpha-6-like. Bases 114 to 3314 code for a protein of 1066 amino acids. Gene Ontology annotation, molecular function: integrin binding. Lineage: Eukaryota; Metazoa; Chordata; Actinopteri; Salmoniformes; Salmonidae. The record is from RefSeq and is a predicted model, not a curated record. Gene Ontology annotation, biological process: cell adhesion mediated by integrin; cell-matrix adhesion; integrin-mediated signaling pathway. Gene Ontology annotation, cellular component: integrin complex; external side of plasma membrane. The transcript has 25 exons.
AGUCACAUCCCAUUUCUGUAGUGUUGCCUUCCCAUUCUGCUUCACAACACGAGGACACCACAGAAUAAGCUAUUGGGUUAGCUAGAACAGAGAGUUGUCCCAACAACACCAACAUGUCAAUUCAAUGGUUGGGCCUCCUAGUGGACCUGUGGUUUCUUUUGUCCUGCCUACCAUUUCACAUCUCAGCUUUCAAUCUGGACACGGACACAAAGCAUGUUCUGAGGAAAAACGGUGAUCCAGGAAGCCUGUUUGGAUUCUCCCUGGCACUGCAUCAACAACUGAAUCCUGUCAAUAAGAAACUAUUGCUGGUUGGAGCACCACGCGCCAAGUCAUUGACCAAAGCUGAAGUUACAGGAGGAAUCUACCAGUGUGAGCUCACCACUGAUUCUAAGAGCUGUGAGCGUGUCAAGCUUGACAAUGAUGAGUUUGUUAAAAGCAAGGAUGUCAAAGACCAAUGGAUGGGUGUACGAGUGACAAGCCAAGGCCCUGGUCAAAGCGUUAUGACCUGCGCACAUCGAUACCAGGAGUGGAGCACCAAUCCUGACACCCCUAACCUCGUAUUCGGUCAGUGCUAUAUCCUGGGGGAAGAUCUCCACAAGAGUGAUGCCCAUAGAAUCUGGAGGAGGGUGAUCUGUGAUGACAGAAAACACAUCAAGGAUAAGCCUAAGAAUCCUGAUUGGUUCGGAUACUGUCAACAAGGUCAUUCUGCCGCCUUCGCCAAGGACAACACAUCUCUGCUGUUUGGGGGCCCCGGAGCUUACCAGUGGAAAGGAAUUGUGAGAAUGGAGUCCCUAGACAACCUUGAAGUGUCAAAUGAAGAGCCCUGUGAAACUGGGGAUGUGGACAGACUUGACCGUGACCUCAUCCCUCUCCUUAACAACAGUUAUCUAGGGUUCUCAAUCGACUCUGGAAUGGCCCUCACCAAGAAGGGCCAGCUGACUAUAGUGUCUGGGGCACCACGAGGCGGUUUCAGUGGGGAGGUGGCAUUUCUGAAGAGAGACCCAUUGGCUGAAAGAAGUCUAUCUGUGGAAAACAUCCUUAAAGGCCCAGGCCUGGCCUCCUCCUUUGGCUACGACAUAGCCGUAGUGGACCUCAAUGCUGAUGGGUGGGACGACCUUGCUGUGGGGGCACCCGAGUUUUUCUUAAAAGAAGGGGUGGUCGGAGGGGCAGUGUACAUCUACAUCAACAACAGGGGAAGACAGUGGGAGAAGAUUGAGCCUGUCCGUCUGGAUGGGAACAAAGACUCCAUGUUCGGUCUCGCAGUUGAGAACAUUGGAGACGUCAAUCAGGACGGUUAUGAAGAUAUUGCUGUGGGGGCUCCCUAUGAUGGUGUAGGUCGAGUGUACCUUUACUAUGGUUCCUCAGGUGGAAUCCACAAAAAGACAGCACAGAUUAUAACAGCAGAAUCGUAUAAUAUAAGACAAUUUGGAUUUUCUCUGACUGGCAAAAUAGACAUGGAUGGCAAUCAUUACCCUGACUUGGCUGUUGGAUCACUCUCAGAUUCCAUAUUUGUCUACAGGGCAAGGCCAGUAGUCAAUAUCAGAGAGGACUUACGAAUCACCCCAAGUACAAUCAAUAUGGCGGCAGAGCACUGUGACAAACACAAAUGUACAUUCAAGGCACGGGCAUGCUUUACCUACACAGCACAGCCGCCAUCCUACAACCCCAGACUGACUGUCAACUAUGCCUUCGAGGCUGACGCUGAGACGAGGAAACAGAGGCGUUCCUCCAGGAUGCAGUUUCUGUUUCAGUCCCAGGGAGUCCUGGAGCUAGCAGGGCAGGGCGAAGAGAAGUGCACUGAGACCCAACUCAAGCUAUUGGGUGAUAUCAAGGACAGACUGCACAGCAUCCCCAUCUCUGUCUCUGUGUCCUUACUGAAUGACAGUAAGACAGAAAGCAAGAGUCCCCUGCCUGCACUUACUCCAAUACUCAGCCUCUAUGAGCAGAGUACAGCCACCUCAGAGGUUAUCUUCAUAAAUAAAGGUUGUGGGAGUGAUAACAUUUGCCAAAGUAACUUGGAGCUACAGUACAGGUUCUGUUCCAGACCAAAACUACUGGGUCAAGAUGUAUUCACCCCACUGCCCAGUGAAAGAGGUAUUCCAGUAAUCUCUGCUGGAGAUGAGGACAUAGCUUUGGAGGUCAAUGUGACCAAUAGGGAGGGUGAUGAUGCCCAUCAGAGUCACCUGAUCAUCAAACUCCCUGACUCUCUUUCAUUCUCAUCAUUAUACUUCAACCACAUUUCAGAAGUACUAGUGAAGUGCAACCCCAAUGACAAUGGUACACUGACAGACUGUGAACUGGGAAACCCAUUCAAAAGAGAUGCUGAAGUUACUUUCUAUGUAAUAUUGUCCACUUCCCGCAUCUCUCUGAGCACAACUGAUGUAAAUGUUACCUUGCAGCUUGAAACGACAAGUGUGCAGAAGAUACAAGCAAGUGAAGCAAAGGCCAAAGUAGUUUUUGAGCUGCACCUACAAGUAUUUGGACUGGCCAGGCCCUCCCAGGUCAGCUUUGGAGGAGCUGUAAAGGGAGAGAGCGCCAUGAAAUCAGAGGAUGAUAUUGGAACCCUUGUGGAGUAUGAAUUCAGGAUAUGGAAUUUGGGCAGGCCACUGAAAUCCUUUGCCAAUGCGUCGCUGAAUAUCUACUGGCCCAAGGAGAAUGCAGUGGGGAAAUGGCUGCUGUACCUGGUGCAGAUCCACAGUGAAGGCAUCCAGAACGUUCCCUGCUCUCCGCUAAAGGAGAUCAGUCCUGUCCAACAUAUAAAGGGCUCUCGUGAUAAUUCAAGAAAAAGACGAGAUGCUCAUCAGGAAGCGUUCUCAUCUGAGGAUGGAUUCUCCUUCCUGUCAAAGAAAAGAAAAUACAAAACUCUGACAUGCUCAGACGAGUUAAAAUGUGUAGAGAUACGGUGCCCUCUGCUGGGUUUGGACAGUACUGCAGUGGUGUUUCUUCAAGCUCGCCUUUGGAACAGUACUUUCCUUGAGGACUACAGUUCAUUAAACUACCUGGACAUUGUGCUGGAUGCCACUCUCAGCUUGACAGACUCUGCAGAGAAUAUUGGGCUUAGGAAGACUGAGAAAUCUGGAACCCAGGUGAGGCUGACAGUGUUCCCUGAGAGGAAGGCUGCCAUCUGGGCUAAGGUCGCCUGGUGGGUCAUCUUCCUCUCUGUAAUGGUAGGACUGCUACUUCUGGCUCUGCUCGGCUUUCUGCUGUGGAAGUGCAUCAAGUACCCUGUGGCUAAGAAGUACUAUGUCAUGCAGAAGAACACAGAGGAACGUCACCCAAUUAGAGGAAACUCAUCUUUGGGUCCAACUGCAUAGGCACAGAGAAUUGUAUGCACUUCAAUGAUAUAAUUAAUUGAACAGAAUAGUGAAAAGCUUAUUUUAAGAUUGUGUAUGUACACAAAUGUUUACAAGUUUAGCAAAACGUCUUAAACGUACAUAAAAUGUCAUGGAUUUCAGUUGUUGUUUUUAAAUUACGUGUUUGUUUUAAUGGUUGUAUUGAUGUCAUACUGUACCUGUGAAUCUGUCUGACUGCCAUGUGGAUAUUAAUACAAAUGUGAGCUUGAACAUUAGAUCCACUGGUAGCAAUAAUACAGUUACCAGAAGAGACUUGAAUUCUGAAAACAGUACAAAUGAAUUUACAGGCACAACAUUUUCUUGACAGUUUAAUGAAAUGGAGUAGUCUAUUUCCCAAAAUUGUUACAUCUUAAAGUUGUACUGACUAUCCUUUUACAGUAUUGGAAUGUGGUAUCUUAUAUGGGAGUGUUGAUAUGAGGUCAUAGUGGUUCCACUAACAGACUAGAAACCAAAUGUUUUUUGAAUAAAAACAAAUCACCAUCCAGUGA